GCCAUGAGACAAAAUUCCUCGUGCGCGCGCCUUGCGUAUCGUGGUAUUAUUGUAUAGUUCGAUCGCCGCGGCGGUGUAGCAGCAGCAGCAGCAGCAGCAGGCAGCAGCGGAGCCAAGCACAGCGAAGCACAGCGCACAGCUCCUGGCAAAGAGUACGCUACACACUCUCGCGCGCACACACACGUACUACAAUACAUACGCUUGGGCUGUCGUUGCCAUUUUAUAUUAUAGUAGUGAGCGAGCGCGAGCCAGCAGCAGCAGUAGUAAGCGUGAGCCAGUAGCAGCUCAUCUUGUGCUCCGAGUGUGCGUGUGGUGAUAUUAUACGUGCAAGAGAGAAAAGCGAAAUUUUCGUAUGUGAUUUUCGGGACACACGCGCGUGUUUCUGUGAUACGACUUCGAUAUUCUACGUUAAUAUAUAUAUAUCGUAAAAAGUAUAAUGUAUAUAUAGAUAUAUAGAAAUACAUAUAUUUAUAAAUGCAUGAGGUGUGUGUAUGUGUGUGCGUGUGAUAUAUGGAAUACACGACAUAUAUGUAUUUAUAUACGAAUAUAAGUUGCGCGAUUCAGUGCUAGUGGAGUAUACAUAGAGAUAUAUAGAUAUACUACGUUGGCCGCUGCGCUAUCCGGCGUAAUAGUAUAUUCUUGAAGGUGCAACGACACCGUUCGUUUCUCCAAUUAUUCCUGGCGGCAUCGAGCGGCAGCUCCCCGUUACGAACGACCUAUUCGCACCCACGCACUUGGACGAUUCGAUGGACAGGAUGCUUCGCGUCGAUUAUCCAUAGAAACAGAACGAAAACGAUGGAAUCAGCCCCAGCUGUUCUCAUAAGUUUGAAUAAUCAACAAGUGAAGAAGACGAAGACGAGCGGUCAGUGGGAUAAAACAAUAUCGACGCUGCGCACUACUGAAGCGAUGGAAGAAGAGGCGAGUUCGCAUCGUCUAGUAGGAGCUUAAGUUUCCGGGGCCGUAUUCCAGGCAAUGGAAUCUUACGACCUCUUCGGCGACGAUGUCAGUGGUUCGAUGCUCGAAAGUCUCUCGGAGUCACUCGGGACUAGUGCAGUUGAUCAGUUUGAAGCAGCUAAUAAUAAUCCCUCAGCCAAUCGUCCAAGCAGCUCGGCAAAUGCGCCCAAUUCCUAUCAGUCGUACGUCGACCAGCAGUCACCCUUGCAGAAAUUGACUUCGUUCGGCGGCGGUCCUGCCGACUUUGCAAGCUCGCAACAGCAACAAGCAAGCGCCAACAGCGCAUUACAGGCGGCGCAGCAGCAGCAGCAGCAGCGCGCCAACAUGUACAAUCAAAACAUAGGCGGCUACGAGCCCAACUCGGGCCAGCCGCAACGCGGCAUGGUACCCGGACCGGGGCCCGGGCCCGGCCCGACCGGCUUCCCGGGCCAAGGCCGCUCGAUCGGUCCACCCACCGGCCCGGCGGCCGGCCAGCGCGGCCCGCCCCAGGGCUACCCCAGCUACUCCGACAGCAUGUACUCGAUGGAGCAGCUGCACAAUCCCAUGGCGGCUCGCUCGAAUCCCCAGGCGGCCAUGGAUCCAGCUGCCGGCAUGCAGAGCUGGCCAGGCGCGGCUGCGGCCCAGCAGGCCAAUGCCUAUCCCCAGAUGCAGAGGCACUACAAUCACAUGAUGCAGCCCCAGAGCGCUCCUGGUGGCUACCAGCAACACAUGCCCUACCAAGACCCCACUCAGGCCAGUAUGAGCCAGCAAAAGAUGCAGCAACAGCAACAGCAGCAACAGCAGCAGCAACAACAACAGCGUCAGCAGCAACAGCAGCAGCAGCAGCAGCAGCAUUACUCGACACAGCAGGGCAUGAUGUCUAGCAUGGGUGUACCGCACCAGGGUCUGCAGGGUAGCUCGGCUGCUAGUAACGCUGCUGCGACAUAUCAACAUAUGGUCGGCCAACAGCAACAGCAGCAGCAGCAGCAACAACAGCAGCAGCAACAGCAGCACUACCAGCAGAGCAGCGCCUCUAUGUAUCCGGGCUCGUCGGCUAGCUACAUGGGCUUCGGGGCUCCGAACAUGCAUCAGCAGCCCCAGCCCCCGCAACAGCAGCCCCAGCGAGUGCCUCAUCAUCAUCCGUCCCACUCCACCCACCAAACUCAUCCCUCGCAUCAGCAGUACCCGCCCAUGGUCGGUAUUCCUUCUACUACGUCGACGAAGAGCAAUAGUAGCGUCGGUCGCAAAAAGAAAUCACGCUCAAGUCGUUAUGCCGAUGUAUCGUUACAGGGACAGCAUGCGCAGCAGCAUCCGCAACACGCGGUACCGCAGCAGCCACAGACCAUGGAUACGCAGUAUUCCCAUCAUACUUCGCAAAUGUUCAAUCAACCGCAGCAUUCGGGGCCCACGCCGCAAUACGGACCCGCGAAGCAUGCGGCCCAAAGCCCUCAAUACAGGGCACCUUUUCCACAAUUAUCUCCACAAAUGUCUCCUAGGCCACAAAUGUCGCCUAGACCUCCUUCGGUGCCCCAACAAAUGUCUCCUCGACCAAUCAUGUCGCCCGCCAAACCGACUCUGUCGCCGCAUCCACAUGCACAGCUAACUCACCAGCAGCAAGCCCAAUCGGUUCCGAGUUCUCCUUGCCCGCCGACCUCGAUGCCAAUGGGCCCUGCUUCGGGUAGCCAACAAACGACCCUUCAGGCUCUCGAACAAAUGGUCAUGCCCGGCGUGUCCGUAUCGAAUCCGAAUGUACCAACGCCUGACUAUGGUCAAUAUCAAUCUCGAGGUGGAAUGCCUCACCUACAGAGCAGCUUGCCCCAGCCGCCUCAGAGUUCCAUGGGAACGAUAGGGGCUGGACCCCGAAUGCCCAUACCUUCUCUGUGGCCACCGACGCAGCAUCAGCCACAAGCACCACCCCCGCAGAUACGCCCUCCAAUGGGCAUGGGUGAUGGUCGUUCUAUGAUGGACCCGCUUCAACAGCAACAGCAGCCUCAUCCAUCUGUUGUGCCGACGGCUCAGCCUCAGCCAAUCGUAUCGGAACAGAGCACGCCGCUGUACCCUCCGCUCAAUGGCAGCGAGAGUCUUCACAGCGUCGUGUCACCGGUCGCUCAGCGAGAGCCGGCCGAUAUAGUUCCGAGCUCGGUACACUCGCACGUGCAUGCCCCACCGCAUCGCGUUGUGCCAGAAACUCAGGAACUACCUGAACAGACAAUGCAGAGCCAUCAGCAGCACAUGCAACAUUUGCAACAUCAAGUAUCGCCUCAGCAUCAAAUGCAUCCACAACAUCAGGCACCGCCACCAUCGGCCCAGUUGCAUCAACCACAUCAACAGCAACCUAGUCAUCAGAGCAGUCAGCUGAUGAGUGCCCAAGACUUAUUAAGCCAGCAACAGACGCAUGGCCACAGUAGUCCAAUGCAUAACACACCACAAGUCAACACACCGCUAGACUCUGCAAGCUCAGUAAAUCCGGCAGCACACAUGGAGCAGUCCGUUCCAUCAUUACCUGUAUCUAGUACACACAGUAGCGUCGAUAUGCCCUCGAUGCUGCAGCAACAGUCAAUGACUAGCUCGCUAUCGACGAUUCAAAGCGCGAUACCUAAUGUAGAAAGUAAGAUAACUGAUAAUGCCCCAACGAAUGACUCGAUGUCCGAUAUACAGUCAACGGCCUCGCAACAACCUAUAUGCCCCACUCCGCCAAUGGUAAGUCAGUCGCAAUCACUGAUGUCGUCCCAGUCGCCCAUUUCGCACGUGAACAUGGGACCAAUGUCUGGAAAACAGAGUCAACAGGAGCCGGCAUCGUUGUCUUCCAUGGUACCGCAGCAGCAACAAUCAACGAUGUCAUCAGUUCCGACACCGAUGAAUCAGCAGAUGCUUAUGGUACCUCAACAACCAACUCAACCGCCGAUGAUUCAUUCGCCUCAGUCUGUAUUGGCUCAAUCUGCACAGAACCCCAUGCAAUCACAAUCUAUAGCGGUGCAGCCGCAAGUCAACGUUUUAUCACAAAGCAAUACGACUCCAGAUAACUCGCCGCUUCAACCUCAAAUUCCCGAUCAAUCAAUGCAAGUAGCAACUCCACCGCAGUCGGACAGUCAGGGAUCGAAUCAGUCGGCUACGGUUGCCAGCGAAUCGCCCCAAGUCCCAUCCUCGACUGACAUACUUGAUCAGUCAACAUCGCUACCUGCUAGCCAGGAAGCUGAUCAAUCGAUGCAAGAUCAAAGUCAAUCACCUGAUCAAUCGACUGAGCCACAAAACCAAGUUAUCAGUCAACCGAAUCAAAUGCAGCCUCUUCCGCAGCAAAUUCCCGGAGUUAUGACACCUCUUGGCCAACAACCACCUGCCCCGGUCGGUCAAGUCGUUCCUACAACUGUACCAAUUCCUGGACAACAGCCUGGUUUCGGUGAUUUUACAAACGUGCCCAAGUAUCCGAAUGAUAUGGUAGUGGCAGGCCAACAGCCGGCACAGCAAUCUUAUCUUCCACCUGGCGAUACUAAUUCAAUGAUUAACAGUACCGGAAUGACGAAUCUUAAUUACAUGGCUCCAACGACAACACCAUCGAUAACGCCGAAUUAUACUAACCCUCUUGCGCCAGUCUCGCAUCAUCAAGAGAGAGCAGCACUACAGCAACAGAUACAGGAAUUGUUUUGCAUGCCAUCGACGCCCGAAGUGCAAGAAAAAACCGCAGUUUUGCAAGAUAAGCUCCAAGCGCUGCAGCAGCACGAAACUAACGAUCAGUGCAACGGAGGGCCUCAGUGCAUCCUUCAAACCCCGCUUUUCACGGCCCCAGCUAUCGUGGAUAGUCCGCAGGUGUCGAGUACUACUGGCCGUGGACGUACCAAGGGUACUUCCAAAGCUCGCAAGAGCAGGAAAAAAGCCGAAAAAGAAGCCCCGACACUCGCAUCAACGAUGACCUUGCCUGAACAACCAAUUUCGGAGAUGUUGGAAACUCCCGUAGAUAGUAGUAACAUUGUUGAUAGCGCUGCUGAUUCAAUUGAGGAUUUGAAGGCGUCUUCAGGAGGCGAAGGAGAGGACGAAUGGAGUGGUAAGGGUAAAAAAGCCAAAGCAGCGAGAAAGCGAAACGGGAAAUCGAAAGAGCCCAAAGAACCAAAAGAACCUAAAGUAAAGAAAGAUAAAGAAUCGAAAGCAGCAAAGAAAGAAUCGAAAGCCAAGAAAAAGAAAGAAGGCAAAAGUAAGAAAAAAGCUAAAGCAGGUUCUGGCGAUGACGAACCUAAAGGAGAUCACGAAGAGGUAUCGAAUUCCGAUUCGUUUACGGAAAUGAAGGCUGCUAAAGCUUCGUCAGAAGACGAUAACGAACAAGUUGAUUCUUCCACUAUUGAUCCGAUAGUUUCGGAAUCAAAAGAAGGAGAAGAAAAAUCUGAAGUUGAAAAAGUCGAUGAAGAAAAGAAAGAGACCUCGGAGGAUCAAACAGAGACUCCUGUAGCUAAAAAGAAAGCUCCAAGCCGUAAGAGGCCUAAUAAAAACGCUAUCAAAAGUCCUAGGAGCUCGAAAAAAAGGAAGAGUCGGAUUGCGCCUGAUUCAGACGGCGAAGAAUUGGCAAAUACUCCACCACCGUCACCUGAAGCUGACGAUAAUAAAAGACGUUCAGCUAGAAACACACAGCGCAAAAAAUACGUUGAUGACGUUAUGCUUCGCUUUUCGGACGAUGAGCUACCUUCUCAAGAUUCACAAGGUAAAAAAUCUGAUGCCACUGGCGGUGGCAAGACUUCGGCUGACAAAAAGACGGGUGAAGGUGGCGAUUUCAUUCCUAACAAGCCCAACUUUGUGUAUAUUAACACUACGGAUGAGGACUCGAUGGUUGUUCAACAUAUUCUUUGUUCCCGUAUGGGGAAACGAGAAGUUAAGCCUGAAAUCAAGCCGGAACCGGUAGAAGAUGUAAAGAAAGAAGAAUCGGAAGAUGUCAAAAAAACUGAAGACAAAGUCGAUGAUAAUACAGAAGAGAAAGUUGACGAAAAAACCGAAGAAAAAGCUGACGAAAAAGCUGAGGAAAAAACUGACGAAAAAACUGACGAAAAAACUGAAGAAGCAGUUGACGAAAAAAUUGAAGACAAAGUCGAAACUGAUAAAACAGAUGUUGAAGUAAAAGAUAAAGUAGAAAAUGCCGAAAAAGAAUCAGAAGCUACGGAAUCCGAAAAAACUUCAGCUGAAAAAGAGGUAACAGAUGAAAUUCCGACUGGAGUGAUUGAAGAAGUCAAGGAAGAAGUAACCCAAUCGACUGAAAUUGUGAAACCAGUAGAGGAAGAACAAAAGGAAGCUGAAAACCCCAAUGAAGAAAAUGAUGAAAAACCGGUUGAAGCUAGUGAAAAACAAGAAGAAUCUUCUGAGAAUGCUGUUGAUAAGAACUUGGAAUCUAAGGUUACAAGUGAAGAAGCCGUUAAGACUGAAGCAAUUGACGAAUCUGAAAAACAAUGGAUUGAAGUUGAAGAAUAUUUAGUAAAAUAUAGAAAUUUUUCGUAUCUUCAUUGCGAGUGGAGAACGGAAGAAGAAUUAUACAAAGGUGACAAGAGAAUACAAGCUAAAUUAAAAAGAUUCAAACAGAAACAGCAGCAGAAUAUGAAUAUUUUCGAAAAUACCGAAGAGGAUCCUUUUAAUCCAGAUUUUGUUGAAGUUGAUAGAGUUCUGGAUGAAGCAGAACACACCACAGAUCCUGCCACUGGUGAGACGGUCAGGCAUUAUUUAGUAAAAUGGCGAUCAUUACAGUAUGAAGAAUCUACAUGGGAAUUGGAAGAGGAUGUUGAUCCUGAUAAAAUUGAAGAAUUCCGUAGAUUUAACAAAGUACCACCUAAAGAUCAGUGGAAGCCAAAGAAAAAACCAACUCCAGCUCAGUGGGUCAAAUUAGAUGAAUCUCCAUUAUAUAAAAAUGAUAAUACAUUAAGACCAUAUCAGCUCGAAGGUCUUAAUUGGCUUUUGUUCUCUUGGUACAACAGUCACAAUUGCAUUUUAGCAGAUGAAAUGGGUCUGGGAAAAACCAUUCAAUCUUUGACUUUUGUAAAUGAAGUGUAUAAAUAUGGUAUUCGUGGACCAUUUUUAAUUAUAGCACCUCUUUCGACAAUCCCAAACUGGCAACGAGAAUUUGAAGGCUGGACUGAUAUGAAUGUAAUUGUUUACCAUGGAUCUGCUGCAAGCAGAAACAUGAUAUCCGAAUACGAAGUUUAUUAUAAAAACGAUAAAGGCCAGCAAAUAAAGGAUCUUAUAAAGUUUAAUGUUUUGAUAACGACUUUUGAAAUAAUUAUUACUGACUUCAAUGAGCUUAAGGGAUAUAACUGGAGACUGUGUGUGAUAGAUGAAGCUCAUAGAUUAAAAAAUAGAAAUUGCAAAUUACUGGAGGGUCUUAGACAACUGAAUCUUGAACACAGAGUUCUUCUUUCGGGAACUCCUCUACAAAACAAUGUAAAUGAGCUUUUCUCGCUAUUAAAUUUCUUAGAACCAACACAGUUUGCAAGCAGUGAAGCUUUCUUAAAUGAAUUCGGAAAUUUAAGCAGCGAAGACGAAGUUAAAAAAUUACAGGUGCUUCUUAAACCUAUGAUGUUACGUAGAUUGAAAGAAGAUGUCGAAAAAUCCUUAGCACCCAAACAGGAAACAGUGGUUGAAGUUGAAUUAACUAACAUUCAGAAGAAAUAUUAUCGCGGUAUUUUAGAAAGGAAUUUCUCUUUUCUUGCUAAAGGAACGACAUCUGCGAACAUUCCUAAUUUGAUGAACACUAUGAUGGAAUUGAGAAAGUGUUGCAUCCACCCAUUUUUACUCAAUGGUGCUGAAGACCAAAUUACACUGGAUUACAAACAUUUGAAAGAGGACGCAGAAGCAUAUUAUCAGGCACUGGUCAACAGCUCUGGUAAAAUGGUUCUCAUUGACAAAUUGUUGCCAAAAUUGAAAGCUAGUGGACACAGAGUUCUGGUUUUCAGUCAAAUGGUCAAAUGUUUAGAUCUACUCGAAGACUAUCUUGUAUAUAGAAAAUACCCAUACGAAAGAAUUGACGGCCGAAUUCGAGGAAACAUUCGACAAGCCGCUAUUGAUCGAUUCAGCAAACCCGAUUCUGACAGAUUUGUAUUUCUUUUAUGUACUAAAGCCGGUGGUUUAGGUAUUAAUCUUACAGCCGCUGAUACAGUAAUUAUUUAUGACAGCGAUUGGAAUCCUCAGAAUGACUUACAGGCGCAAGCUAGAUGUCACCGAAUUGGUCAACAAAAACUUGUAAAAGUGUACAGAUUAUUGUGUCGCAAUACUUAUGAAAGAGAAAUGUUCGAUAAAGCUUCGUUAAAACUUGGUUUAGACAAAGCUAUUCUUCAAUCAAUGAAUACAAGUCAAGGUGGUAAAGAUCCUAAUAAUAAAGCCCUUACAAAGAAGGAAAUUGAAGAUUUGCUCAAGAAAGGUGCUUACGGUGCCAUCAUGGAUGACGACAACGCUGGCGAUAAAUUCUGUGAGGAGGAUAUCGAUCAGAUUUUGGCCAGAAGAACACAGAUUAUUACCAUCGAGCAAGAAAAAGGAUCCACUUUCUCUAAAGCUAGCUUUGCAUGUUCAGGUAAUCGCUCGGACAUUGCCAUUGAUGAUCCCGACUUUUGGACAAAAUGGGCUAAGAAAGCCGAAAUCGACACCACUGAGAAAAAAGAAGAAGAAGAUCUUGUACUUUCGGAGCCUAGAAGAAGAACUCAAAUCAAGCGAUACGGUCACGAUGAGUCCGUGGUUGAUAUGUCCGAGCUGGACAGCUCUGCCGAUGACAGCGAUGACGAAGGUGGCCUAUCGGGCAGACGAAAAAAUCGAGAUAAGCUUUCAAAGAAAAAUCGCAAAUUUUACGAAGAAUACGUACCUCGAGAAGGUGAAGUCGUCUACGGAAACUGGGCUCGAAGCGAGUGCUUCAAGGUUGAGAGAGGUCUUUUGACUUUUGGAUGGGGCCGUUGGGAUGAAAUUCUCAAGCACAGUCAGCUGAGACGCGGUUGGCGAGAAAUUGAUGUCGAAGACUGUGCUAGAGUCAUUAUUCUGUAUUGUCUGCGAUUCUAUCGUGGAGAUGAAAAGAUCCGUGCGUUUAUUUGGGAUCUUGUCACUCCGAUCGAAAAUGGAGAAAAAAUUAAAACGAUAUCGAGCGCUCAAGUUGCCAAUAAUAAACAAAGACAACAACAGCAGCAGCAGCAACAGAAAAAGAAGAGUAGUCGAGUUCGCGAAACGAGGGGAUCAACCUCAGCUGCUACUACAGCGAGCAACAAUGGUCUUCAAAUGGAACCUAAUCAUUGGAGCAACGCUGAAAAGUACGACGGCGAUAUAUUCUUAGAGAGCACCUAUAAAAAGCACCUUAGUCGACAUGCCAAUAAAGUUCUUCUGCGAGUGCGGAUGCUUUAUUACAUUAAACACGAGAUAAUUGGGGAUUUGGUUCAACACAUCAAUGAUGGCGUACAUAUAAGUGCGUUGCCGCUAAACCUCCCACUAAUGCCCGAGAAGCCAGUCAAGUGGUGGGAUGCCUUAGCCGAUAAGUCACUAGUGGUCGGCUGCUUCAAGCACGGAUACGAGAUGUUCGACCUCAUGAGGAGUGAUCCUACGCUUUCUUUCAUACAAAGCUGUCCUCUCCCUUCCGCAACUACUACUACUACUACUACUACCAACACCACCACCACCACUACCGCCACUGCUACUACUACUAGUACCGCUAGUACCAACGAGAAAGCCAAGGACGAACUUGGUAUGGACGUGGCCGAGCUCGAAGAAGGCGAGGCUUCGGGAGUUGCUGAUUCCCCGGCUACUGCCAGCAAAACAGCAGAUGCCACACCGGCAGACGCAGCUGCCACCGCUUCAGCCAGCCUGAGUCAAGAUGGUGUUGAAGUUAUACCCGUGGAAGAUGACAAGACUUGGCCAUCUAGCGUCGAUCUUAAUACGCGACUUCGUCGUAUUAUCACAUCUUAUCAACGUGACGUUACCAAAAAAGAAAAUAUCAAGGCUCAUCAGCAGCAGCAACAACAACAUCAACAGCAGCAACAGCAGCAACAACAACAGCAGCAGCAACAACAACAGCAACAGCAACAGCAACAGCAGCAAGCUGCUUUAGCCAACAGCGUCAAACUUGGUCAAGAUAUCAAGAUUGGAAAUCACCAAGGAGCACCUACUCUUGAUUCCAUGCAAAAUUGGGAUUUACAGAAAUUGGCUAUGUAUCUUCUGAAAAUUGAGAGAAAGGACAAGUUUGAUCAACUAGCCAAAGAACGAGAACAAAGAGCUCGGAUUGAAGAGUAUAAAGCCAAAUGGACAAAACGGGAGGAGAACGAGUUUCUACGCAUUGUAUCUACUUAUGGCGUCAACUACGACAGAAAGAAGAUGCAAUAUGACUGGGCUAAAUUUAAAACCCUCGGCAGAUUUGAUAAAAAAAGUGACCAUGACUUAACUGACUACUACUUGGCUUUUAGAGCUAUGUGCAAAAAAGCUUGUAGCCUUAAGAUAAGUGAAGAGGAAGCUGGUGGUGCUGACAUUCCAAUUGACCCUCUAAAUCCAGGCAGGGCAAGACGCAUAUUAGAUCGAAUUGACUUGCUCAGUAAAGUAAGGGAGGAAAUACUUACCCAUCCUCAUUUAGAGGAACGACUUUCAUUAUGCAAACCAUCUGGUGAUACACCAGAUUGGUGGCAACCUGGCAGACAUGACAGAGAACUCUUACUUGGUGCUGCAAAACAUGGCUUAGGACGAACUGAUGUAACUAUCCUCAACGAUCCAGAAUUUUCAUUCUCUAAAAUGCUUAGCAAGAGUAUGAAUAGACAAAAGCAAGAUCAAAUAAAUAUGGAACUGGCUGAAAAAGCAAUAAAACUGGAUAAUCGAGAAGAUAUUUUAAAAUUCGACAAAGACGAAAUAUUGGUCAAGCUUGAGAAAGGUGAAGGUACUCUUAAAAUUGAAAAAGUUGGAAUUAAAAAAGACGUGGAUAAAAAACCUGACAUCAAAAGUCAAAUUGAAUUAACUUUGGUUAAGUCUGACAGUAAAAUUGAAGAUUUACAAACUCCAUCAGGUUUGACAAUCACACCUAUCAUUAAACCUCCUACUCCUGAAAAAGAACAGGAUCCUGUUAAAACAGAAAUAGAAGAAGAUACAAAACAAACAAAAGAAAAGACAGAAAAACCUGCUGAGAAAUCUGUAGACGAUAAAACUAAUGAACUUGAAAAGGUACAGCCAUCAACUGACAUUGAAGAACAGGAUAAACAACAAGAAGAAGAAAAAGCUGGAAAUGAAAAAGAGGAAAAAAAUGAAGAUCUUUCCACUGAAAUAGAAACUUCUGAAACUAAUAAAGAAAAAUUAGUUGAUGACGAGGACAAGAAGGUUGAAAAUGUCAAGGAAGAAGAGAAAAUGGAAGUUGACGAGCCUAAUGAAAGUAAAGAAAAAGAUAUAGUUCAGCAGAAAAGUGGUGAAGAGCAAAAAAAUGAGAAAGAAAUUGAUGAAGCUGAUAAAAAGAUUGACGAAAAAGAAGAGAAAGCAGAUAAAGUCGAAGUAGGAGAAAAAGGAGAAAAAGAAGAAAAAGAAGAAAAAGAAGAAAUAGAAGAAAAGGAAGAAAAAGGAGAAACAGAGGAGAAGGAAGAAAAGGAAGAGAAGGAAGAAAAAGAAGAAGAAAAAGAAAAAGAAAAAAGUACAGAAGAAAAAGAAAAAGAAGAAGGUACAGAAGAAAAAGGAGAAAAAGAAGACAAAGAGUGCUCGAUCAAAGACGAGGCAAAAACUGAAUCUCACUCUGAAGAAAAGAUGGAUGUUUCAGAAUCUGAUGUCACUGAAAAACCCAAAGAAGAUAUCAAAGACUCUGAAAAAAAUGAUCAAAAAUCAAUCGAUGAGAAAGCUGAAAAAAAAUUAGAACCAGAUGAAGAUAAAAAAGAAAAAGAAUCAGAAAUUGAAGAAGAACCCAAGAAGGAUUCUAAUGAAAGCGAAAAAGUCAAGGAGCCAGGGAAGUCUGUUGAAACUGUUGAACCUGUAAAGCAGACAGCGGCGGCCUCAAAAAUUGAAGAUAAAUGCAGUAUGCAAGCUGCAGAGUUAAAGGCUAUGUUCCCAGAUCUAGAAGUUAUUCAGCCUCUGUCCCGCUUGACGCAAAUUGACACGUUCGUUGUAAGGGAUAAGGGACAAGACUCACCAACUGUUGCUCAGCUUUUGUCUCAUGGCUAUCCUUCUUCCAUCAAAUGGCCUAAAGAGCAUGCUAUUGAAGCUCGUUUGAUGCAUAUUGUUCACGCUAUUGAGCACAAAGAGUGGCCAGUUUCGUUGAAUUUUACAGCUGGCGAUGAGAUGGAAAUCGAAAAAGAACAAUCCGAGGUCAUUACCAUCACCACGGAUCAUGGCAUUCCUCGACACAUGCCAUCAAAUCUAGGCAAUGUUAUGGGUUCCAAUCCUCUUAUAAAUUUCAAUUUUAUGAAUCCCAAAGUUAAUAAGGAUACAAACGUCAAUAGUGUCAGCAAUAAUGCAUCAAAGAAGCGGAAAAGACAUAUUGCUAUUGAUGUCGAGACAGACAGAGCCAAACUGCAUGCGUUACUUAACAGUAGCCAUACAGUUAGUCAACCCCCACCAGCACUAAGCAAACCAAGUCUGUCUUCAACUAAUUGGGACUCCAAAGAUGUCGCAGAUGAGAACAGAUCUCAACCUCCUCCAGCUCAUCAACAUAUAAGAACACCAUCCAUACCAUUUGAUUUGAAAUACACUGGUAAGACGACGAUAAUUCCGGGAACAUCUAGUACAUUGACACCAAUCGAUCUUUCAUCAGGAUUUUCAGUGAAACCAUCUACUACAAAUAAACAAGAUAUGUUGAGUGAAGUUCAAGAUUUCUCGAUGCCAACUAGAGAUAAACAAUUGAGUAGUAAUAAAGGGAAACUGGAUAGCAUGUUGGACAGAAUCGUUAAAAGGAAAAAUAUUACUUUGGAAGAGCCCCAAGUAUCUGGCAUGGGUAAGGAGAAGAAACGCCGGAAGCUUGACGAAAUCGUUGGAGCCUUACAGCGCGGAAAAGAACAACAAAGUUCUCACUAUCCCGAGCAUAGUAAGAAGAGCACAAUCAUGCCUAGUGUUACUGUAACACCUACUUCAGCUCCCGUAGGACUCCCGAAUCCACCAUCGUCGUCGCAGAAACCGUUUUCUAUCACUGUGACAUCCAUUCCAUCAUCGAGAGUAUCUGGAAGUGGCUCUUCUUCGAAUCAACAACUGCCACCUCCGUCAAUGCACUCGCACAAAGACAGUUUCUCGGCUUUGCUUGCGCAAGCUGAACAGCAAAAUAGAGACUAUGUCAAGAAGCAACAGCAAUCACAUCAACUACAACAACAAGCAGCUAUGAACGCAGCACAUGCAUCAUCUUCGGGUCAUAGAAAAUCCAGCUACGAAUCUAUGUUCGCUGAAAUCAACAAAGUUCAAGAGUACUCAAAGAAUCUUGGAGCUUAUUCGCAUGAAGCUAAAGUUAAUAAAUGGCUGGCGGAACAAACUGCGCUUACAGAACAGUUAAGCGCCGAAUAUCUCAAUGCUCCAAGACGUAGGAGGCCGCGAGCUGAUCCAACUUUGCUUGAUUGGAAAAAGGUAACCGGCGAAGAAAACGUACCUGUGAUACAUAAAGCAACUGGCAAAAAGGUAACUGGAAAUAAAGCUCCUCAAUUGAAGCGCCUUACGCAAUGGUUGAACGAUAAUCCUAUGUAUGACGUUGAUCCGAAGUGGGCAGAAUUGGUCAAAGAUCGCGGACUUUUACCGCAUGAACAUCCAAAGAGAACUCAGGCUCACGAGCGAGAACAAGAAAAAAAUAAAAAUGCUGGUCGGCCCCCGAUGAUGCCUAGUCCUAAUAGUCAACAAUCGCUCAAUCAAGCAAAUCUCGCAGCAACUUCGAUGGCGGCAGCAGCAGCAUCUGGUCUCAAUUUCCCUGGUCUUGGCAACCUUAACAAUUCGCUUUUGCAAGGUCUAUCGUUGGGAAAUUUUGACCCUAAAAAUCCUCUGCUGAUGCCGUUUGGUGGCAUUCCAAACAUGGGAGCUCUUGGGAAUCUAGGAAAUCUUGGUAAUCUCGGCAACAUGAAUCUCACGAACUCAAUCUUUGCCAACUUAGCGGGUCUAGGUUUGCCAGGAUUAGCAGGGAUGGAAGCAUUAGCUGGUGCAGCUGGACAAGCAAGUAGUCGAUCAGAAACUAAUGUUACUGCAAGCUCACCUAGCACAAGAAAUUCAAAUUCGUUAAAUGCUACUCCAAGUACAAGCAAAUCUCGUACUAAAAUGGAACCUCCUAAGUCAACUCCAUCGACAUCAACAUCGUCGUCUAUGGCAAACACUUCAUUCCCGUUCUUGUUUCCUAACCCAAGUCUACUUUACACACCACUUGGUCUUAGUAGUCUGAAUCCGUUCGGCAUGCAACCUGGUAGCGUAUCAUCAGCAUACGAAAGUUUAGCUCAAUGUGGUUUGAUUCCACCAACAUCUAGUGCUGGUGGAACUUCUGGGAGCUCGUCACGAAAGUCUACAACAUCGAGUUCAGCAGCUGGCGGCUCCUCAUCCAGACACGCCCGUAGCGUCGCUGAAGCGUUGAAGCAACGCAGCGAGGACGCGAAGAAAGCGCAGUCUAGAUAUCCCGUGCUCGAUCCUUCGAUGAUGAAUCUUCAGCAGUACACCGAAGCGAUGCAAGCUGCAGCUGCAGCCGCCGCCGCUGCUACUGCUAAGGAAAGACGUCGUUCGGAUCACCAAGAAAAAAAACAUCAUCCAGUAACCGAGACUAUUGACUUGGGAGAUAUUGCCGACCUAUCAGCAAGAUUAGAGCGUAAAGCGAAAGAUCAAGAGAUGAAAGAUGUGCUGGAGCAGUUUAAUCGAACCAGUGCUGAGCUCUUUUCGCGAAAUCUAGAAAAUUUGCAGCAACACAAAAAACUGCGAACACCCGACCGACAUAGUAGUCAUGAGCCUCAUGUACCACCUUUAAAUGAAGUGACGUUUGAACCGAUUCCUAAAAAAGCGAGAACCGAACAUCAUAGUCGAGAUAAUGUACUUGAUCCACAAUUACUGCCUCCACCAGCUAGACCACCAUCGAGGCCGUCAAGGCCCGCUUCUUCAUCGUCGCACAGAGAAUCUCAUCCAUCGCGUUCGCCAACGCCUAAAAUUGCUGCGACCAUUGAGCCGGUACUAUUACCCGAAGCACUAACAGUUCCUGUGCGUAGUCCAACGCCACCACCCGUGGUAACGACGCCAAUUGCGCCAGCAACUGCUUCGAGUCAUCAUUCGGAUCCAAAGCCACCUCCUAGUCCAGAGCCCAACCAGUCGUUAAAUACGUCCAACGAGAGCCAUAAAGAAGAAACUAUGGAACCAGCAGCUUCUCUUGCCUCGUCUGAAGAAAGUCAAGGCUCACUGAGUAAAGCUGAAAUGAAACCCUCUGAAACUGAAUCAGAAGAGGCCAAAGCAACGAGGAGCAAAAAGGCCAGAAGUGCCAAGCGAGGACUGUUACCUCCAGAGCCACCCAUUGAAAGGAAAAAUCUGCGCUCGAGUGCUGGUAGACAGGCUAGGGCAGCGGCUGAGCGGCAGGCCCGUAGUUUACUGGAAGAAGAACUUCAACAACAAGCUGAACGAGAACGAGAGGCACAAGGCUUGUCGGAGUAAAGACGUGUUAGUGCAUUUUAAGUGUCUGAGUGUUACACAAUUAGAACUGCUUACACAAAAUCAGUCUAAAUAACCCCUCUCCUCCUUAUCUCCCCGUAGUUUUUAAGAGUGGAUCCACCGAUAAAAUUUUUGACAUUUUUGAAGAAAAAAUUGUGACUGUAAUAUGAUAAGAUUUUUUAAAAUAAUUUUUAAUAUUAAGUAUAGUGAGAUCGAUGAAUUAUUAUUGAAAAAUAAGUACACGAUAACAAUCAUGCAACGGGCGAUUGAAAUAAAUUAUGAUAUUGAGACAAUGGAAUCUUGUAAAAGAAGAGCAAACGAUGAGAGCUAUGCAUAAAGGCGGGCAAUAGUAUUUCGAGACAUGAUACUACUUUAUGUAUGGUAACCAUCGUUAAAAUAAAUAUAUCAUAGCUUUAUUAUAAAUUUAAUAAGAUCAUUAUAAUUUUGUUAAAAAAUUAUCUUGUCUUUUUGAUCCUAUUGGUUUUUUUCACCAAGGACUGUUUUUGUAUAACUACUACUAUAUUAACAAGUAAAUAUCAUAAGCAUAAUAACGUCAUCUUAGUAUGAAAGACAAGAAAGCGUUAACUAUACAAAAUAACUUUGUUAUUAACAAAAAACUGUAAAUAUUAUACGAUUCGCGUAGAUAAUAUGAAAAAUCGUGUACUUUGAAAAUGUAUAUAAAGCAGUGUACUUUUAAUGAUAUAAAUUAGGUCAAAAAUAUUGGCUUUGUUUUUUUUUUGUUGCAACGAAGCAACGCAAAUUUUUCACUUAAAUCAACGAAUAGAUGUUUAUUAAAAACGAAAAUUUAUUUGAAUAUUCAAACACAUCUUGAAAAUUGUCUGUAUAAAAAGUUACAUUAAAUCCUGUUAAAUGUAA
This is a messenger RNA of Trichogramma pretiosum, 16344 nucleotides long. RefSeq names its product chromodomain-helicase-DNA-binding protein 7 (gene kis). The coding region runs from base 973 to 15471 and encodes 4832 amino acids. Gene Ontology annotation, molecular function: protein binding; ATP binding; ATP-dependent chromatin remodeler activity. The record is from RefSeq and is a predicted model, not a curated record. The transcript has 13 exons. NCBI's taxonomy places the organism in Eukaryota, Metazoa, Arthropoda, Insecta, Hymenoptera, Trichogrammatidae.